GUACAGCAUCUCUAAUUGAACCGUCCCUCUGUUUCAUCCUCAUUCUUAUUUGCCACCAUAUAAAGAUUUCAUAGACAGAGGAAAGAAGCAGAGCAAAUGGAGGGAGCUAAUGUUCCAUUGUUGGAACACUUAGCUUCACCUUCGAUGGUCCAACAAGAUGAAGAUGAAGAUGAACAAGACCAAGUUCUUGCACGGAGAGUUUGGAUAGAAUCAAAGAAGCUUUGGGACAUUGUAGGUCCUGCAAUCUUUAGCCGCAUCGCCUCCUACUCCAUGUUCGCCAUCACGCAAGCCUUCGCCGGCCAUCUUGGUGACCACGAAUUCGCUGCAGUCUCCAUUGCCAACACUGUCAUCGCUGGCUUCAGUUAUGGUUUCUUGCUGGGUAUGGCAAGCGCUUUGGAAACACUAUGUGGGCAAGCUUUUGGAGCCAGGAAAUACUACAUGUUGGGUGUAUAUAUGCAACGAUCAUGGAUUAUUCUGUUGAUUUGCUGUGUUCUAAUUUUGCCUAUGUAUCUCUUUGCCACUCCAACUCUAAAACUUUUGGGACAGGAUUCAGAUGUGGCAGAGCUAGCGGGGGUAGUCUCAAUUUGGUUAAUACCGGUUCAUUUUAGCUUUGCAAUUCAGUUUCCAUUCCAAACUUUCUUGCAGAGCCAGCUUAAGAAUAGUGUGAUUGCUUGGGUAUCUCUGGCAGCUUUGGUGAUCCAUGUGAUUUUGAGCUGGUUGGUUGUGUAUAAGCUUCAGGUUGGGGUUGUUGGUACUGCUAUUACUUUGGACAUCUCUUGGUGGAUAUUGACGAUUGGGCAAUUGGGUUACACGGUCUUUGGUGGGUGUCCAUUAACUUGGUCUGGUUUCUCCAUUGAAGCAUUUUCAGGCCUCUGGGAGUUUAUCAAACUCUCUGCUGCUUCCGGGAUUAUGCUCUGCUUGGAAAUCUGGUACUAUGCAAUACUUGUAGCUAUGACUGGAAAUCUGACCAAUGCAGAGAUUGCUGUGGAUGCUUUAUCCAUAUGCGUAACCAUAAGUGAUUGGGCAAUAAAUAUUCCUCUUGCGUUUUUUGCUGCUACCGGAGUGAGGGUGGCAAAUGAGCUUGGAGCAGGGAAUGGGAAAGGAGCCAAAUUUGCCACCAAAGUAUCACUGGUGACAUCCAUUAUAUUUGGUGUUUUCAUUUGGCUAUUGAUUAUGAUAUUCCACAAUCAAAUUACUUUUAUGUUUACUUCGAGUGAACCUGUACUACAAGAAGUAAACAAACUUUACAUCCUCUUAGCCUUCACAAUUUUGCUCAAUAGUGUUCAACCUAUUCUCUCUGACAGGAGUAGCUGUAGGAUGUGGCUGGCAAUCACAUGUUGCAUAUAUAAACUUAGGUUGUUAUUAUUUGAUCGGAGUUCCUCUUGGAUUUUUCAUGGGAUGGAUUUUCCAUCAAGGAGUUAUGGGAAUUUGGGCCGGCAUGAUUUGUGGGACUGCGAUUCAAACCUUGAUUUUGGUCGUCAUUACUAUUCAAUGUGACUGGGAAGAUGAGGCAGAGAAAGCAAGAAUGCACCUAUUGAAGUGGGACAACACAAAGCAAAAACAUUAAUAUACAGUAAAUCGCCCUUAUAUUAUGACAUUUUGGUGUAUUUUCUUCAUGACCAUUAUUAUUAUAUUAGUUCUUAAAUUGUUGCAAACGUUGGAUUUAAAGAUGUGUUUAAAGUUUAAAAAUCCAAUAAAAUACCAAAAUAUAAAGACAAAAUAAAUUUUGUCCAAAC
Molecule: messenger RNA, 1736 nt
Organism: Ziziphus jujuba (common jujube)
Lineage: Eukaryota; Viridiplantae; Streptophyta; Magnoliopsida; Rosales; Rhamnaceae
Product: protein DETOXIFICATION 27
Exons: 8
Coding region: 97-1497 (466 amino acids)
Biological process (GO): xenobiotic detoxification by transmembrane export across the plasma membrane
Cellular component (GO): membrane
Molecular function (GO): antiporter activity; xenobiotic transmembrane transporter activity
Source: RefSeq, a predicted model, not a curated record